Messenger RNA from Rosa chinensis, 713 nucleotides. Its product is annotated as glutamyl-tRNA(Gln) amidotransferase subunit C, chloroplastic/mitochondrial. Gene Ontology annotation, molecular function: glutaminyl-tRNA synthase (glutamine-hydrolyzing) activity. The record is from RefSeq and is a predicted model, not a curated record. Gene Ontology annotation, biological process: regulation of translational fidelity; glutaminyl-tRNAGln biosynthesis via transamidation. Gene Ontology annotation, cellular component: chloroplast. Lineage: Eukaryota; Viridiplantae; Streptophyta; Magnoliopsida; Rosales; Rosaceae. The coding region runs from base 40 to 483 and encodes 147 amino acids. The transcript is spliced from 5 exons.
UGAGAAGCGAACUGAGAGAAUCAGAGAGUGAGAAGAAUAAUGGGGAGCAGAGCUUUGCUUCUGGUGAAGGAGGUGUCUUCUUCUUUGUUACCCAAGAACCAGUUUUUACCCAACUUUAACUCCCACCGAAAAUUUGCGCAAGUGCUUCACCGGCGGCGAAGUUUUUCAGCUGCAACAACUGCUGGGUCUCCUCCUCUGGAAGCUCUGGAUGUGCCACGUCUGGCUGAGACUGCUCGAAUUUCUCUGACCCCUCAAGAGGUUGAAGAAUUUGCUCCCAAAAUUGGACAAGUCAUGGAAUGGUUUGGACAGCUUCAAGCAGUUGAUCUUGAAAGCGUGGAGCCCUCUAUAAGAGCAGAUACUGAAGGUGAUAAUUUCCGUGCUGAUGUCCCCGAAACAUUUGAGAAUAGGAAUGCCAUAAUUGCUGCUAUUCCAAAUUAUGAGGAGCCAUACAUCAAGGUUCCCAAGGUCUUGAACAAAGAGUAGCGUUAUCACGACAGAAUCAGUGGCAUUAUGAACGAGCUCGUUUUGCCUUCACCGGAUCUUUCAUUUUGAUCAUUGUAGUUGGAAUUCUCUGCUGUCUCAGACUCCUCCUAAUUUUUACAGUAAUAGUUGGUUAUUAGUGAAAUUCAAGCUGAUUUGUGCUUGAAGGCACCUGAAUUGUUGGCCUCACUCUCCUCAUCUUAAGGAAUAGCCAUUGUUUGUUGUUUACUGGA